Molecule: messenger RNA, 9557 nt
Organism: Phlebotomus papatasi
Lineage: Eukaryota; Metazoa; Arthropoda; Insecta; Diptera; Psychodidae
Gene: Rab3-GEF
Product: MAP kinase-activating death domain protein
Exons: 23
Coding region: 305-6436 (2043 amino acids)
Biological process (GO): regulation of apoptotic process; regulation of Rab protein signal transduction
Cellular component (GO): cytosol
Molecular function (GO): guanyl-nucleotide exchange factor activity
Source: RefSeq, a predicted model, not a curated record
CUGAAGGCUGGUUGGAAAAUCGAACAGGUGCUCUUUUGCCUCAGCGCUAUCAAUUUUUCCUAAGAGUUUCCCCAGCACUUUGAGCUCUGUGAAAAAAAGUCUCUUUUUCGCGUUAAUAACUUUGCUUGACUGCAUUAUAAUUACGAUAAAAGUGUGUCGAAGAUUGUGUUGUUGGCAAAAUGGAACAUUUCAUUGCGUUUUCAUGGUGAUUUGUGGGUGAAAAUGGACAGAGUACAUCGUGAAAAAUGACUUGAAAUUGGUGAAUUGAACGAGGAUAAAAAGAGGGAUCAUUGGGUGGUGCACCAUGGCAGAUAUUCAACGGCAAUUCCUCUGCCCACGUUUAAUUGAUUAUUUGGCAAUUGUUGGAGCACGUGUUAGUUCUGUUCCACGUGCCGGAAAUACAUCUAAUCCACCUGUUCAGAUUCCUGAACUCCUCCGUCGCUAUCCGCCGUCAGAUCAUGCAGAUUUUCCACUCCCACUGGAUAUGGUUUAUUUUUGUCAGCCAGAAGGAUGCGUGAGUGUUGGGCCAAGGAGGACGGGGUCAGCCAUUAGGGACGCCUCAUCAUUUGUCUUUAUGCUGACUGAUAAGGAUUCGGGCAAAACACGCUAUGGUAUUUGUGUGAAUUUCUAUCGACCUGUUGAAAAGGCCGUACCCACUAGUACGGCCGUUGUGACAGGAAGUCGACGUGGUAGGAGUUCUGCCCUGAGAAGGGAAUCAUGGCGAAAAUCCAUGGAGAGAAGUUCCGAUUCGGCUUUUUCAAGUGACCAUCGGAGCAGCAAUGUAGCUCCAAGUGAUUCCGAUCGUGAUUGCCCAAGUCGUCGGGAUUCUGAUCCACCGCAGCACACGCGACUGAGUGUAACGCAUCCGGGUGCUGGAGAUUCAGAAUCUGGUGGUAGUCAUUCACCGUCACCACGUGCUAGCCGAAGACGUGCUAAAGUCCGAAAUCAUUCGCUAACAUCACUGUGUUUGCUCUCCCAUCAUCCCUUCUUCAGUACCUUUCGUGAGUGUCUAUUUAUCCUGAAGAAGCUGAUAGACGCCUGCAAUGAAUCUUCGAGUCCACGUCGUGUGGGUGCCUCCAAACAAAUUGGCAGGGAUAACGUGUGGACUGUUCUCACUGGUCAAGUGACUGAGGCCACACCCUCAAUUGUGAUACACGAUGUGAAGGAGAUUGAAACAUGGAUCUUGCGUCUCCUAUCAGCUCCGGUGCCUGUACCAGGCUCCACGCGAAUUGAAGUGGAAGUCCUCUCAAAUAGCGUGCAUGAGCCCCUGUUGUUUGCUCUGCCUGAUCAUACACGUUUUAAGCUAGUGGACUUUCCACUUCAUCUGCCACUGGAGCUUCUCGGGGUGGACACAUGCCUCAAAGUUCUCACGUUGAUAUUGCUGGAAAAUAAGGUGCUCUUUCAAUCACGCGAUUAUAAUGCACUGUCGAUGAGUGUGAUGGCAUUUGUUACAAUGAUCUAUCCACUUGAGUAUAUGUUUCCGGUGAUACCGCUCUUGCCGACGUGCAUGAGUUGUGCUGAACAGCUUCUGCUAGCACCUACGCCAUUUGUUAUUGGCAUUCCAGCAUCAUUUCUGCUCUAUAAAAAGAACUUUAGGCUCCCCGAUGAUAUUUGGCUGGUGGAUUUGGAUUCAAAUAAGUUAACAUCAACGGGAGCUGUUGGUGAUGAAAUACCACCACUGCCUGAACCUGAAGGGACCAUUCUCAAGAACCACUUAAAACAAGCUAUGCAACUGAUGGAUCAGGCAGGAUCUGGUGCACUGAGCUCAAUGUCAACAAGUGCCGUGGCAAAUCAACCUCUACUCCCAUCUAUUAGGGAUAGUUUGUCAACACCACCCGUAUUGGGGGUGUCUGUGGUGAAGAUUCAGGAACAGGGUUCAGCCGGAUCGGCUAAUAGUAGUCAGAGAAAUUCUUUUUCCGCUCCUGGAACUCAUACACCACGCCAAGCAUCACCAAUCGCACCACCCACAAUAAAUCCUUUUAUUUAUGUGAGUGACGUGGAUUCGGUGGAUGUGGCAACUCGUGUGGCCAUGGUGAGAUUUUUCAAUUCCCAAAAUACCCUGGCCAAUUUUACCGAGCACACAAGAACCCUGCGUCUGUACCCUCGUCCCGUGGUGGCAUUUCAAAUAAAUAGUUUUUUGCGAUCGAGACCUCGAGCUUCGGGAUUUCUGGGUAGAUUUGCCAGGACGCAGGCUGUAGAGUUCCUGGCUGAGUGGUCACUGACGCCCAGCAAUGUGGCAUUUUUGCGGGUGCAUACGGGAGUCCUGGAUCCUGGUCAGGUGGGUGAUAAACCCAAAUGGUUUGCCCAUACACUCACCCCAAUCAGGUUCUCCGUGUGGGAUGACGGUAGUUCGUUGAAUGGGGCUCUCAGGAGUCUCCAGCAGAUGGAGAAUCAGCCGACGGAUGAGAGUGGAUCGGAUUCUGAGGGAGCAGAAAGUACGAGUUCCUCAUAUUCUUCUCUAAGUGAUUUUGUUUCUGAAAUGGUCUCUUCAGAUUUAUCACCCAGUCUCCAUGAUGUUUAUGGUGGUCAAUAUCAUCAGCAUCACAAUCCACAAACCAUGUCAUCAAACUUGGAUCCAAAGUUAAUCUAUAGACCACCAAGUAAAUUGCAGUAUCCGGCUGGUAUGGAGCCCAUACAGGCUGACGAUGCACGUCCAGAUUCACCACAAUCAUCAUCAUCUAGCCGUUCAGAUCUCAGUUCGCCCAGUUUCAAUCGAGAUUCCGAAUUUGAAUUUCCCGGCAAGGUGAAGAAUGAGAUUUUGGCCAAAGAGAAGGAAGAGGGUGGUAGUUUUGAAAAUGAGUCAGAUUCUAAUUCGACAACCACUCCCAAAACAAUCGUUUCGGGUCAAAAUACAUCCAAGGAGAGUCUUAUUGAUGGCGAAAGGCGCAGUGCUGCAGCAAAGUUUCAGAGAAAUAUUAUUUCUCCAAUUAGUCCGGGAUUAGCUAGGCAAACUAGUUCAGGAUCUGGUUCACAGAGUCCACCGAUUCAUGCUCCGCCCUUGGGAUCAGCUGGAUCUCAACGACAAGGCAGUCAGGGAUCUCUGUUUGAGCAGUUUGCCUCACAAGCCAAGGAACUAGUGCGAGAAACAACUCGGCAGAGUAGUCAAGAUGGUCUUCUGGCGCAUGUUGACAAACUGAAAAAUCAAACAAAGGAGAAAAUACCUGAAGAUGAUAGAAAAAUGAUAUUAGCUCCAUUGGAACAGUUGACGCUUCAUGCAAAAAAGGCCGCCGGGGAGGCGUCCAAGCAGGCCAUUGAGGCCUCUAAGCAGGCGGCUGGAGUGAGUAAGACGACCUUGGAUGAUUUGACGUACGUGGGAAAGUCAACUUUUGGUGAUCUGACGAAGACAGCCAAAGAAGCGGCUGCUAAGAAGGGUCUUAUGAAGACCACUGGAGAAUUGCAACCCAUCCCAUCAUCAGGUCCAAGUACACAGCCUGCGUCACCAGCUACGUCUCUGGUUAGCACUCAGGGGAACAACAUGAUAGCUGGCACGAGUAGAGAUUUCUUUUCAUCCUUCAGUAGUGAGAUUAACAGCUUAACGUCUUCCACAUCGACAAUGUUUUCGGGAUUAUUUGGAAAGAAUGAGAGGCAAAAUGCCCAGAAAAGUGGCACAGCUGCUGCUGUACACGGUGGAGCUCCCAAAGAGAAAUCUUUACCAUUUGAUUCAUUUCCUGGGAGAAAGGCUCUUGUUGAGCGAACUCCACUAAUUAAGCAUUCUGGACCAAGGCAGACUCAGGAGGAGAUUCAGCGUCAGCAAAAUGCUGAACGGUCUUCCAGUAAUUCCGAAAAUCAAGCCUUUUUGAAAGAUCUUAUGAAUCUAGUGUUGGCGGGAGAGGGAGUCGGUUGGCUGAAGGUCAAUCGUCUUAAGAAACUUAUGGAAGAUGAAUCCUACAGAAUGCUCGUCUUGGGAAAAAUUAAUAAGACUCUAGAUAAAAAAAUUGCUCCAGAUGAUCACAUAGACGAUGUGUGCAUUAGUAAACCAGUCUAUAAAGGAAUGCAGAAAUGCCUCCAAGCCAUUGCUCACGGAUUGGAUCAUACUUAUUCGAAUUUUGGCUUGGGAGGAAUGGCUUCAGUGUUUCAGAUGAUGGAAAUUGCUCAUACUCACUUCUGGAGUAAGGAAUUAACAGAAGCUGGUGGAGAUUUAUCUGCAAGCCUUCUGUCUAGUCAGUCUGUGAGUCCAAUGGGCAGUCGGGAGAAUCUUCAGUCACCUGGCGGUGAGGGUGAAUGGGCUGGUGUUCAAGCGGGUUCCCGGAAAAAUUCCACAGUUGCUCCGCCAGAGGCAACAAGGCGCCUGUCGGAACAUGAUCCUCAAGCACAUGCCGAAGGACAGCAGUCAACAACAGAAAUUUUCAAGGAUAUGCUAACACAGAAGAGAAAUAUGCUACUUAGCAAAUUGACAUCAUUUGAUUCAGAAGGCACUGUGCAUGGGUCAUCUGGGGCCCUCUCAGUGGCCAGUGAUGCUCCAAUGUUGCUGCAAGCCGGAGGGGGCCUCAUACCGUCGAUUUCAUGUCGGUCAACUGUCUCUGAUACCGAAUAUGAAAAUAAUCCUAAACAAUCCGGUGCGAGAGAUAAGAAUCGGUCGAGUAGUAUUUUUUCCGGCAAGUCAACUCUUAGUGCUGGAUUUCGCUAUACUGGCGGACAGUUGACAUCUGGAUCACCAUCACCGGAUGCACCGAGAGUAUAUCUGUUUGAAUGCCUUCUUGGGAAGGAGAGACUGAAUUUGUGGGAUCAAAUGCAGUUUUGGGAAGAUGCAUUUCUCGAUGCAGUAAGUCAAGAGAGGGAUAUGAUUGGGAUGGAUCAGGGACCGGGAGAGAUGAUGGAGAGAUAUAAGGCUCUAAGUGAUUCCGAGAGGAAACGCUUAGAACACGACGAAGACCGUCUCCUAUCGACGAUGUUGUACAAUUUAACAGCAGUCUUGGUAAUGCUGAAUGUACAUAAGGAAGAGAUUAAGCGGAAAGUUCGAAGAUUGCUGGGAAAGAGCCAUAUUGGAUUGGUUUAUUCUCAGGAAGUUAAUCAUCUUCUGGAUCAAAUUAACAACUUAAAUGGAAAUGACAUCGAUUUAAAACCUUUGGGUUCGAGACUACUCCAUCGACAUAGUUUCUCCGUUCAGCAGGGAGUUGAUGCGACGGGUCCGUUGCGUUUUAUGGAAGUUCGCGAUGAUGGAUUGGUCUUGAGGUCUGUCACUGGAACCAUUGUUGAGAGAUGGUGGUAUGAGAGACUGGUGAAUAUGACAUAUUCACCAAAGACUAAGGUCCUCUGCCUCUGGCGCAGAAAUGGUGGUCAGACUCAACUACAUAAAUACCAUACCAGAAAGUGCAAGGAAUUGUACAAUUGCAUUAAGGAAGCAAUGGAACGUGGAGGACCACCAGAAUCUCUGCCAGAACUUGGUGGAGAAUUUCCAGUUCAGGAUAUGACAACGGGUGAGGGUGGAUUGCUUCAGGUGUGCCUUGAAGGUGUUGGACUUCUCUUUGCCAACAGCAAGGACUUUGAGUUUUUCGUACGUUUGGAUCACAUCCGGAAGUGUUUUACGCAAAAGGGUGGAAUAUUCAUUCUCGAAGAAUACAACCCCAAAACACGUCAAAUAAUCCAGCGCAAGUACAAGUCGUCAAUGGCUGAUCAAAUUUGCUACUCUGUACUGUGUGUCUUUUCGUAUGUGGCUGCUGGGCAAGAUCAGAAGAAAAAUCCUGCACUUUUGGUUAAUUUAGCUCAGCAACAGGGAGUGAUGCCUCAGCAAACGAAGCAACAACCUGUUCAGCAGCAAAAGGCACAGGGGCCACCUCAGAAGGUGCCACCGGUGAAGGAAGUGCAUAAGCCACUGCCGGCGAAGGAAGUCCCGAAGCCAGUGGUUGUAGAGAAGCCUCAGCAGCCACAGGCACAAGCUCCAAAAGGGCAGCAGAUUGCAAUAAAACCCCUAACGCCACCUCAAAAGCCCACUGUUACAACAACAGCAGUUCAGCCACCGACGGAAUCAACCUCUCCCAAGUAUACCUCAGCUCCACCAUCAAUAGCUCCACCGCCGAAGCCAAAGAGUCCACCACAGCGUCCACCAAGUCUUCCAUCGCGUAUCCUCAGCCAAUCAUCGACACAGAGUGAGCCCCCAUCGAGCAAAGCCCCUUCGAAACUGCCCCAAAUUCCACCCAGAGUUCAAUCCCAAGGUUCUGUAGGCAUGAGAGGUCCUCCGCCGGCUAUUCCGCCACGUUCUGGUCAAGCUCCACCUCUCAUGCGAGCUGGAACUGUUCAGCAAUCCAGCACAUCUGCCAGUCGUCCGCUGAUGCGUCAGGCUUCUGCUACUUCCAUCCCGCCUCAGUGUACACCUCAGCCUCCUCCGCCGUUUGUCAUUCCGCAGAGACAUACUUCCCGGGCAGGAUCAAUGGGACGACAGACAUCCGUCAGCAGUAGUUCCGGUGGAGGAUCGCCGCAGACACCCCGGAGACACUGACAGAGGGCUGAAGGGCAAUGGAUUGAGCAGCACAAAAAGAGGGACAUUUGUGAUUUAAUUUGUGUGCCAUGGAUCUAAUAAUAUAUUAGAAACCUUGGGCUGAUGCAAAGGAAAGUAAUGCUAAAAGAGAGAACAUCAAUUUUAUUUUAUUUUUGAAACUUUUGUUUUUUGUUUUUGGUUUUGUAGAAAUUUGAAAUUAGAAUUUUUAUUUAAUUUAAGGAUUUUAUUAACACGAUGACACAAUUUAUUGUCCUGGAGGGGUAUUCUGUAACUCUCUGGCAAUGCCAUAUGACAAAUUGGGUUUGAGUCUCAGGAGAGCUUUUUCGAAAAUGCGAUUCAGUAGCCGUGACAUUGCCAUUUCAGCUCACGUGACAUUGUCAGAAGUCACAUAUUUGAGAUUUCUGGCAAUUCAAAUGACUAUGAAUUUUAUUAAACAAAUCAACCAAGACGUACUGUAUUUUCAUAAAAUCAUCAAGUAAAGGGAUUUCAUUAAAAAUUCAAUGAAUUGCAUUUUCGAACUCAUAUGAUAUAUGACAAAAAAACUCGAAUGGCAUUGUCAGGUUUCGAACUCACGCGUGACAAAAUGCUACGAAAAUUACAGAAUUCCCCUACUGGGUCCUGAAUGCAUUGAUUCAUUGAUACAAGUGUCCUGGAGGGGAAUUCCGUAAAGCCCAAAAUAGACACAGGGAUCGACUUUGGGAUCAGCUCGAAAAAUGAGGAUUGGUGUCAAUACACUCAGGGAUCAGCCCAAAAUUUGGAGGAUCAGGCUGAUCUUCUAAAUUCGUGAGGUCUAGUAAAAUUACGAGGAUUAGGCGACAUCCAGCGCCAGUGUUGAAAAUAAAAAGCUUCACUUUGAGUGUUUUUGGGUAAUUUUCGAAAUGUCAAUUGAAUGAAAAAACAUGGAGAGUAAUGGUUUGCAAUGUCGCAAAAUCUUAGAAUUCAUUAAUAUAGGAACAUUGGGAAGGUCAAAGUAUUCCUGUCUGUAUGAAAAAUGCAUUGAUAUUUCACUUAAUAUUUCAGCAAUCAAAGUGGGCACAUUUAAUCGAAAUUUGCGCAAAAAACGCUAAUCCUUGAUUUUAAAUCCUCAGUGUAUGCUGGUUUGGGCUGAUAUUUUUCUGCCAAGUCUUUCGAACUGAGUAUUCUCGAGGAUCAGCCUGUGUCUAUUUUCGGCAUAACGCUCUGGCAAUGCCAUAUGACAAAUUGGGUUUGAGUCUUAGGAGAGCUUUUUCGAUAAUGCGAUUCUGUAGCCGUAACAUUGCCAUUUCAGCUCACGUGGCAUUGUCAGAAGUCACAUAUUUGAGAUUUCUGGAAAUUAAAAUGACUAUGAAUAUUGUUAAGCAAAUCAACCAAUACAGAAGACUGUAUUUGCAUAAUAUCACUAAGUAAAGGCAUUUCAUAAAAAAAUCAGUGAAUUGCAUUUUCGAACUCAUAUGAUAUGACAAAAAAGCUCGAUUGGCAUUGUCAUUUUUCGAACUCACGCGUGACAAUGCCACGAAAAUUACAGAAUUCCCCUACUGGGUUCGAAUCCACUUUACGUUCACAGAAAUUCAGGUCUCGAGUACGAAUAUCAGGAAUAGGGAGUUUUACUGCCUCACUGACAUUCAUAAGAAGAUUUAAGGAGAGGAACAUAGAAUGUUAGUAAGAAAUCGCAGGUUAAAGAGGGAGAAAAUUUUUCGAAAGUAUCGAGGAAUUGAAUCCUUAUCAAUUACUGUACGAAUGCGAUGUCCAAAAGCGCUCUAAUUAUCUCAUAUAUUUAUUUUUAACCCAUUAAAGAUAAGGUGGCAAAGCGUCCCAGGUUUUGAGAAGUGCUCGAACUCGUGAAUUAGAUGCUAUUACACACUGAGAAAAAAAAGAGGGUGCGAUUAACUUUUUCUCCUCAUAAUUUCACCACUUUUUAUGUGUAAAAAUAUAUCAACAUUUUUUUGUGUUAAAUUUACACCUUUUUUAAGGGUAAAAUUAACAUGAAAAGGGUAACUUUAACUCCCAAUACACCUAGAAAGGGUAAUAUUUACACCGAUUUUGGAUCAAUACUGCAGGGUAAAAUUAACAUUUCCGGAAUGUUAUUUUAACUUUUUGGAUUUCUCUCAGUGCAGGCAACAACGGUUUACCGGUUGACAAUUGAUUUAAACCGAUUCAUAAAGGACUUAAAAGAUUACCAUAAAUAACUUCGAAGAAAUAUAAUUAAACGUAAGAUGUAAAGAAUUAUACAGGGUAAAUUAAGCUAAAUCAAAACCUGCUUCAAAUGGAAAUUUUUCGCUACUCCAAAUGGAAAUGUCACUGUUUUCAUAAUAAAUACAGUACUAAAUUACUAUAUUUAUAUAUUUUCUAUACCUCAGUUUCAUUAUUCAGUUAAUUUUGCUCCAAAUAAAGCGAAAAUCCAUUCAUAUUCACAAAUUUUAAUUUGUUAAUUUCUCAGAAAAAUUGAAAGUGUACCUUUUCAUCAUUGAAUUUUUCAUCGAUCGACCAUGUUUUCCAAUGAAAAACACAAUGAGGUGACUGUUGUUUAUUCGUUUUGUUUAACAUUUAUGUCAUAUUUCUGGCUAAUUUUAGUCAAAUGAAGUGCUAAUCUUUAUUGUUAAUGAUACGUGAAGUUUUCAAAUGAAAUAAUUACCUAUUGCGUGAAUAAAAAGGGUUUUUUUUUUCUGAAGUGUCUGCAACUGCUUCAAUAGGAAACCCCGGAAAUAUGAUUUUUUUGGAGAGAUUUUCUUAUUGUUUUAGAUGGGAAAGAAGAUAAGACCAGGAAUAAGAACAAAUCCUGUACUCAAAAGCAACUCAACAAGGUUUUGGAAGCCUUUCGUCGCGGUUUCACUUACACUGUUUGUCUCCAAUUAGAAACUUUGGACAAAGGAAACACGGAUUUUGACCUGGUCUUAUCCUCCUUUAUUACUACACAAACGACGUUUCGGAACUUUAUGGCUCCUUCUUCAGGUAUGCAAGUAACUAGUGGGAAAAGGGGGGUCAAUACAAAUUUUCACUACACUGUAAUCACAAUUGGACGAGAUGGACAUCACAAUGGUCAGAACGAUAAUCGAUUAUCGUUCUGACCAUUGUGAUGUCCAUCUCGUCCAAUUGUGAUUACAGUGUAGUGAAAAUUUGUAUUGACCCCCCUUUUCCCACUAGU